CCAGACUUACGAUACCACCCACCAUGACCUUGUUGCCCAGGUCAAUUGGCUCCCGGCUAAUACCAGCUGCUGUGCGGCCAUCCACAGCCAGGCUCAUUGCCCCAAGAUACCGCCCAUAUGCGACCGAACCAAGGCCCAAGACGGGCCCCGGCGAUGCUCCCGGUGCAACGGCCGGCGAAUCUUCUAUGAUCCAAACUGAGAGCCCAGGAAAUGCAAUGGCGAAGCAUCAGCCUGACUAUAAUGUUGCAGUGGACUACCGAACCUCGAAUUUCUCCCCAAUCCCAAAGCGAGUCAUGGAUGGAAGUGAGCCUGGCGAGUCUGUCGCUGCUGCUGUUCUCUCGGGCGCGCCUGUAGAUCUUCAAGCCCGGACUGUGCGAAUCUACCGCCCAACCAAAGCUGCAACCCAAUCCGGCGACUGGCACUCACACCAUUGGCUUAUGGACUGGGACCCUCUUCCCAAGGGUCACAGAUGGGAGAACCCGCUGAUGGGAUGGCAAUCGUCAGCUGACUUCAUGCAAGGACACCGGAUACAAUUCAAGACAAAGGAGGACGCCAUUAUCUUUGCGAAUAAGCAGGGGUAUGAGUACUUCAUUCAGGAGCCGAACGAGCGCAAGUUCGUGCCCAAGGCGUAUGCGAAUAAUUUCGUGCAUUACCCGAAGAAGUUGAAGAUCAUCAGGACAAAGUAGAUUAGUAAGGACACAGCGCCAUUUGUAAAUAAAGAUCUCGAUAUGCUUUCUUGUUGCUUUGU
This is a messenger RNA of Lindgomyces ingoldianus, 748 nucleotides long. RefSeq names its product NADH-ubiquinone oxidoreductase-like protein 21 kDa subunit. The transcript has 3 exons. NCBI's taxonomy places the organism in Eukaryota, Fungi, Ascomycota, Dothideomycetes, Pleosporales, Lindgomycetaceae. The coding region runs from base 24 to 686 and encodes 220 amino acids. Gene Ontology annotation, biological process: electron transport chain. The record is from RefSeq and is a predicted model, not a curated record.